Molecule: messenger RNA, 1446 nt
Organism: Didymodactylos carnosus
Lineage: Eukaryota; Metazoa; Rotifera; Eurotatoria; Philodinida; Philodinidae
Source: the annotation of a GenBank genome assembly
AUGAAAAUUCAACUUCGCCCAGAAUCCGAUGGUUAUAAAAAUUGGAUAGAAUCACCCGUGACAACAACACGUGCCUAUCGAUUAUUUAAUGUAACAAAUUACAAGACGAUUAUGACAAAUCCGAGUAGUCCUAUGGAAAUACAAGAAACUGAUCCAUUUAUGUACAAACUGUCGAUUAAAAAGAAUGAUAUUGAUUGGUCAGAUGAUAACAGCGAAGUGAGCUACAGUGUUGAACGUUUGUUUGAACGCAUCGAUACUUUUAAUGAGGCAUUAUUAAACGAAAAAGGAGCAUUUGUUGAUAUUCCUCGAUUGCUAUUUCGAACAAAAUUUGAUCCAAAAGCUCAUGAAAAUAUGUUUAUUGGUGCGGGAUAUAAUGUGUUUGAUAACCAUACACGUGCUGUUGAUCUAAUCGAAGGAUUUGCUUCAAGAAUAUUUGCUUUUAUACAAGCACAAAUGGUCGGUCCAAAUACAGACAAGUAUGGUUACAUAUAUCGUGUAAGUAUGUAUAAUGGAAGUCGUGGAUAUAAUUUCACAAUACGAACUGGUAGUGACAAUUUAAUGGAAAAAGGACGUGUUGUUGAUUAUAAGUCAGAAUACUCGCCGUUUCGAACAAAUUAUAGCAAAUACAAUUUCAGUUUUUAUGAUGGCUUGACGUUUCCACCAUUGAAUAAUCCAACGAAAAUGCCAGCAAUCAAUAUUUUUCAAGCAGAUUUUUGCCGACCUAUUCAGUUACGGUAUAAUCAAACGCUGCCUAUGUUUGGUUUGAAUGCUGUGCAUGAAUACGUUUUGCGUUUGGUUGAUCAUGAAACCUGUUCAGAUAUGAAUGUCACAUGUGAAGAAUCACAAUAUUUGGAUAUAUCAAAAUGUUUUUCAGAAACGUUAAAGGAUGCUUUUUAUUUAUCCAAACCGCAUAUGUACACUACUAACACGUCAUUGCCAACAAACUGGAAUGUUAAUUUUAUACCGGAUAAAGAUAGACAUGAAUCAACAGUUUACUUUGAACCAAUCACAGGCACACCAAUAAAAGCUCAACUUCGUGUUCAACUGAAUGCUCGGACGUAUGUCGAUAAAAUAGAAGUGGAUAUACAUGAAAACACGAAAGUAAUAGAUGCAGAAGGAGUAAAACGUAUUAUUCCAAUGUUUUGGAUUGAUCAGACAAUUACACUAAAUGAUGCAACACUAUCAAAAUUUAUUCAUAUUAAUCAGUUAAUGCAUACUGGUCGACGUUUCUAUGAAACAUUCAAAGUCGGUUAUAUCAUUGUGUCAUUUUUACUUUGUCUUGCCCUCAUAGCAUUUUUGGAAAUGAUGCAUUAUUUUCGUCAGAAUCAAUCGUCAAUGGAGGAAACGAUAACACUCAGUCAAAAAACAAUGAAAUCAUCUCCGGAACAACAACGUCUGGUUCGUACGAUGCCAACCGAAGUAAUUCAUAAUAUAGUUGUUGCUUGA